AUGGGGUUUGUACGGCUGCGCUAUGUGCUCGCAGUGCCUGUCGUGGGGCUCGCUGCGUGCCAUGUCUCCCCUGCUCGACCAACCAUUAUUCCUGUUUCGCGGAGACCGCGGAUUGUGUACUCGCCAAACGAGGAGCGACUGUCUCUGCGGGCACUGCUGCAGACCCAUCUCAUUGAGCCCCUGCUGACUGCACGCCGCUUUGUCUAUCUGCUGCUCCUCUUUGCCCCCGUCCUCCUCGCCAGCCCCAUGCUGCUCGUCGGCCGCCCGGAUCCCCGUCUCGCCGGCGACCGCUGGGGCGCUGUCUGGUGGUACGGCCUCCUUGUCUCCCGUAUGGAGGCUGCCGGCCCUACCUUUAUCAAGCUCUCCCAGUGGGCCGCUUCCCGUGCCGAUCUCUUCCCCGCCCUCCUCUGCCGCUCCCUUGCCGCUCUCCACUCUCAGGCAACUCCCCAUCCUCUCGCACACACAAAGGCAGUCAUCCGCGCCGUCUUCCAGCGUCCCUUUGACGAUGUCUUCGAGUCCUUUGACGACACUCCCAUCGGCACAGGCGCCAUCGCACAGGUCUACCGUGCAACUCUCAAGCAGGAUCUCAUCCCUCCCAGCUAUCUCGGUCCCCGUCGCAAUCCUUCCAGCGCCCUCGCUCCCGUCAUUCUCAAGCAUCCUCUCCCCUCCAUCCCCACCGCCUCUGUCGCUAUCAAGAUCCUACAUCCCCAUGUCGCCAACACCAUCUCCCGCGACCUCAAGAUCAUGCACUUUUUCGCCAGGUGCAUAAACCUCAUUCCUGGCAUGCAGUGGAUUUCUCUCCCCGAAGAGGUACAGGUAUUUGGUUCCAUGAUGAACCAGCAACUCGACCUCAGGCACGAGGCUGACAAUCUUCUCACUUUCGAGUCCAACUUUGCCGCACGCAAGGUCCCUGUCACUUUUCCCCGCCCUCUCAAAAACUUUUCCACCCAGCAUCUCCUCGUAGAGGAAUACAUGAAUGCCCUUCCCCUUGAAACUUUUCUGCGCAACGGCGGCGGUCCUUUCGACGACCAACUCGCCACUUUUGGUCUCGACGCCUUCCUGAACAUGCUCCUUCUCGACAACUUUGUCCACUCUGAUCUCCACCCAGGAAAUAUCAUGAUCAAAUUCAGCAAACCCCCAACCACCCGUAUCCUCCUCGAAAACCUCUACCACAAGUACAUCACCCCUCUCACUUCCCCAGCCUCUGCCAACGAGCCCAUGGUCGCCGCAGACUACUCCGACUCUGACUCUAUCGUCUCCCGUCUCCGCACCCUCAAAAAUGACCCCGAAAAAUGGCGCAGUGCACUAGACGACCUGCACGAAGCAGGCUAUCUCCCCGAGAUCGUCUUCAUCGACGCCGGCCUCGUCACAACCCUCAGCGACACCAACCGCACCAACUUUAUCGACCUCUUCCGCGCCGUGGCAGAGUUUGACGGUUACCGCACAGGCCAACUCAUGGUCGAGCGCUCUCGUUUCCCCGAGCUCGCCAUCGAUACAGAGACCUUUGCCCUCAAAAUGCAGCACCUCGUCCUCAACGUCAAACGCAAGACAUUUUCCCUCGGCCAGAUCAAGAUCUCCGACCUGCUCUCUCAGGUCCUCAGAAACGUGCAGGUCCACCACGUCAAGAUGGAGGGCGACUUUGUGAACACUGUCAUUUCCAUUUUGCUCCUCGAGGGGAUUGGAAGGCAGUUGGAUCCGGGGCUGGACUUGUUUGCCAGUGCCCUCCCAAUUCUCAGGAAGCUCGGUGGUCAGGUCGCCGCAAGAGAAGGCGUCACUAAAGACUUGCCACGCAGCGAUUUUGGCGCCUUGUUAAAGGCAAGUUCAAAGGGUGACAACCAAGUUUGA
Messenger RNA from Psilocybe cubensis, 1845 nucleotides. RefSeq lists its product as uncharacterized. Lineage: Eukaryota; Fungi; Basidiomycota; Agaricomycetes; Agaricales; Agrocybaceae. The transcript is spliced from 3 exons. Gene Ontology annotation, cellular component: mitochondrion. The record is from RefSeq and is a predicted model, not a curated record. Bases 1 to 1845 code for a protein of 614 amino acids.